GAGAAAAGCCCUCUGGCUCUGAACCGUGAUCGCCGAGAGCCGUGGAAAAUUGAGAGAUACAGCAUGAACAGAGUGUAGCAUCCUUAUAUGCAAAACGGCGUUUUUGCGUUAGGAGUUUCUGCCUCACAUUUUACUCAAAGAUGUCUAUGAUCACCAGCCUGUUUGGUGUUUUUAUCGCUCCUCUGUGGAUCAUCAGCUGUCCACUAGUAAACCUAAGCAGUGCAUACCUGAGGGACCAGCGCAGACUUACAGAGGAUAUGGACUGGUCUUACACAGGAACCCUAAACCAACCGCUCUGGGUUAGGAAGUACCCAACCUGCAGUGGUGCUAAGCAGUCGCCCAUCAACAUUGACGAGGACUUCACCCAGGUGCAAGUGCAGUACCAGAAUCUGCAACUAGAGAACUGGAACCAAACCAUGUACGACUCUACCAUAACAAACAAUGGAAAAACAGUGGUUGUCAGUGUGAAUGGCAAAUACUACAUCAGUGGAGGAGGGCUUAGGGCCCGGUUCAGAGUAGCCAGGAUCACUUUUCACUGGGGCCGCUGCAAUGCCACAUCCGACGGAUCAGAGCACAGCCUCGGUGGCAGAAAAUUCCCUCUUGAGAUGCAGAUCUUCUGUUAUGAAGACAAAGAGUUUAAGUCUAUAGAUGAUGCCCUGAAGGGUGAUGGAAGAAUCACUGCAUUAGCUGUGCUAUUUGAGGCCAGCUUUGAAGACAAUGAGAACUAUGCUACAAUAAUUGAGGGAGUCAGUUCCGUCAGUCGAUUUGGUAAAAGUAGCACAAUAGAGGCUUUCUCCCUGCUUGGUCUGCUACCAGAGUCUACAGCAAAAUAUUUCAUCUACAAUGGUUCUCUCACCACUCCCCCCUGCACAGAGACAGUGGAGUGGAUUGUGUUCAAAAGUACAGUGCCCAUCUCUGAAACACAGCUGGAAAUAUUCUGUGAGGUGAUGACCACGCAGCAGGCUGCCUUUGUGAUGGUGACAGACUACCUGCAGAACAACUACAGAGACCAACAGCAGCAGUUCAUAGGCCCAGUUUUCUCUUCUUACACGGGCACAGAGGAAGUCCUUGCUCCUAUGUGUAGCUCAGAGCCAGAGAAUGUCCAGGCGGAUCCCCAGAACUACACCAGCAUAAUGGUGACGUGGGAACGGCCACGUGCUGUCCAUGAAACUAGCAUUGAGAGAUACCUGGUCACCUACCAGAGACUACAGGGCCAAGAUCCGCCUAAACAACAAUUCUUGACAGACGGCGACCAAGAUGUGGGGGCCAUCAUCCACAACUUACUGGCCAACAGCAGCUAUGUUGUCCAGGUGAUGGCACUGUGCACCAAUGACCUGACUGGUCGAAUGAGCGAUCAGGUCAUAGUAGACAUGCCUCUGGAAGAUCCAGGUACAAGAUUCUGCUCACAAGUUCACACGACACUCCAAUUACACAAAACAGAUUUGGAUCCUUCCUCUGAAUCAGAAGAAUAUUUUGAGGAGGACUCCCAGCCCACUUUACUUAAGAGCAAGACAACAAAAAAGCCCCGAGUUUUGCCUGGACGCACCUUCAUCCGUGACUCCUCUUCCUCUAAAAGCUCUACAUAUGUCACCACUGCAACUGAUCAGCCAGGUUUCCUCUUUCCAGCUGUAAGGAUGACCACAUCUGCAGUGCGACAGAGGAUCACGGAGGAGUCUUCCUUGUCCUGGUCUCCUGAUCAGAACGAAGCAGGAAGCCACACCAUGCGUCCACUCAGCUACCUUGUGCCAGAGGAAGCCGACAUCCCUCCACCAGACAGCAUGCUGGUGACUGAUGUGUACUAUGAGGACUUCCACAAUCUGAGUGCUGGGGCAACAACACCCCACCCAGAUAAAAAAUUUCUUAGGUUCUCCACAUUCAUAAGUGCUCAGGACCAGGACAAGAGUACAACCACAGGGACAGACCACAGGGUUAAAACCAUUCAGCCUGAAACUUCAGUCUCUUUGACUUCCAGCCCGUCUGGGACCAUGCAUCGUACCUCUGUUUGGAAGACAAUAUCUACUACGAAAUCACCUGCUUCUACUGCCACCUCUAGUACUCCAUACAUCCACAGAACCUCAACUCUGACCACUUUGUCUGCCUCAGUGAAGAAGGUCAUUCACCAAACCACUCAGCCACUGUUUAUUGAGGUGAGCAACAGCAGUCCUCAGUCGCGCGUAGGAAUGGUGGGAGGGGUUGAGAGAGAAAGGAGAACGGUGGUGCCACUGGCGGUGGUGUCAACCCUUACUGUACUCUGUCUUCUGGUGCUAGUGGCUAUUCUCAUCUACUGGAGGAAAUGCUUUCAUGCAGCACAUUUGUAUGUAGAGGAUAAUGCAUCCCCCAGAAUCAUAACAGCUCCAUCAACACCGCUGCUUCUUGCUUCAGAGAAUCAUGCAGCCCUUCCUGUGAAAGAGUUUGUGAAGCAUGUAGCAGAUCUUCACUCCAACAACACUUUCUCAAAGGAGUUUGAGAUCUUGAAAGAGUCUUAUGAGGAGAUUCAGUCCUGCACUGUGGACAUGGGCAUUACAACAGACAGUUCAAACCACCCAGACAACAAAAGCAAGAACAGAUACAUCAACAUCCUGGCUUAUGAUCACAGCCGAGUCAAGCUGUCCCAUAAUGUAGAGAAAGAUGGAAAGACUGGAGACUACAUAAAUGCCAAUUAUGUGGAUGGCUACAAACACCCUAAAGCCUACAUAGCAGCCCAGGGCCCUCUGAAGGCCAGUCUGGAAGACUUCUGGAGGAUGGUGUGGGAGCAGAAUGUUGGAGUCAUUGUCAUGAUCACCAACCUAGUGGAAAAAGGCCGGAGGAAAUGUGAUCAGUAUUGGCCUAUGGAAAACCAGGAAGAGUAUGGGAGUUUCCUUGUCACAUUGAAGAGCACUAAAAACCUGGCCUACUACACUAAGAGGACCUUUACCUUGAGAAACAUCCAUGAGAAAAAGGGCUCUCAGAAGACUCACAGUCAGGAGAGGACAGUUGUUCAGUACCAUUACACUCAAUGGCCAGACAUGGGCGUCCCUGAGUACACACUACCAGUACUCUCCUUCAUACAGAAAUCAUCUCAGACCCAGACAGCAGACUCGGGCCCUGUGCUGGUGCACUGCAGUGCUGGGGUGGGAAGAACAGGAACGUAUAUAGUCAUUGACAGUAUGCUGAAGCAGAUAAAGGCUGAGGGUACAGUGAACAUCAUUGGCUUCCUCAAGCACAUCCGGACACAGAGGAACUACCUAGUGCAGACAGAGGAACAGUAUGUUUUCAUCCAUGACGUCUUAGUAGAAGCCAUUAAAUGUAAAGAGACACAGGUAUCACCCAGCCACAUUCACACCUAUGUCUCUGAUCUUCUUACUCCUGGACCAUCUGGAAAGACUUGCCUGGAGAAACAGUUCAAGUUGGUCAGCCAAAACAGUGCAAAGCAGUAUGACUACUUGACAGCACUGAAAGAGUUCAACAUGCCAAAAAAUAGGACAUCUGUCCUUAUCCCUGUGGACAGGUCUAGAGUAAGCUUGUCCACAACAGUAGGAGAUUCUUCAGACUACAUCAAUGCCUCCUACGUCAUGGGCUACCAUCAACCCCAUGAAUUCAUCAUCACUCAGAGCCCUUUGCCCAACACAAUGCUGGACUUCUGGAGAAUGAUUUGGGACCAUAAUGCUCAGAUUAUCAUCUCUCUACCAGACACAGAAGAGCAGAACAAGGGAAAGGACUGUGUGCACUGGCCCAGUAAAGAGCAGCCAAUCAGUUGUGAAACAUUUAUGGUCACAUUCACAGGGGACGACAAAGUGUGUCUGUCAUAUGAAGAAUCACUGGUGAUACAUGACUUCAUUUUGGAGGCCGUAAAAGAUGACUAUGUCUUGGAAGUGCGCUGGUACCAAGCUCCCCACUGGCCCAACCCAGAUGGCCCCAUUAGCAAUGCUUUUGAGCUCGUCAACAUCAUCAGAGAAGAGAGCAUCCAUCGAGAGGGGGCCAUUGUGGUCUAUGAUGGGUAUGGAGGGCCCAGCGCUGGGAUUUUGUGUUCCCUGAUCACCCUGGUUAACCAAUUAGAGGAAGAGAAUAGUGUGGAUGUCUAUCAAACAGCAAGGAUGACCAACCUCAUGAGACCAGGAGUCUUCAGUGAUGUUGAACAGUAUCAGUUCCUAUACAAAGCUUUACUGAGCUUAGUGAGCACCAAGGAGGACGAGAAGACUCUUCUAUCCACAGAGAACAACGGCAACAUCCCGCUUGGCUCAGCCAAGAUCACAGAAAGCCUGGAGUCUCUCAUGUAAAAUCAUGUCUUUGGAGGUGAACCCUUGUGAUGAUGUAAAUUGCCGUUGUUUAUAUCGGAGAAUGAGGCCUUUUGGCUUGACACCUACCCAAAGUCUCUGUGUGGCCAUUUGGGUGUUGGAUGUUAUUUCGUCUUUUAUUGUGCCUUUUUUGUAAAAUUUGUACUUUAAAAUAAUUUGAUAUAAUUUUAUUAUUGUAACUAAUGCCAAAUUUCUACUCUUUUUCAAAGUGCUGUAUUGCUCUUGAGGUUUUCUUUUUAGUUGAGCUGGGUAUAAUAUUUAUAUGUAACUGCUAAAGUGUUGAAGAACUCUGUCUAUUUUUUGAAAAAAGUUGUAGAUUUGAGGAACAUCCUCUUCAUAUGUAGCUGAAGCAGACAUUGUCACACAAAGAAAUAAGUUUCUUGUAUGUGACUAACUAUUGACCAACAGACCAAACCCCCUUUAUAUGAAUAAAUGUUAUAUUUUACUACUUUUGUUUUACAGUUCAUAAGAGCUUAACAGCCUUUUACAAUUUAGUUGAUACAUGUAUAAAAUAAUAGCUCUUAGUGAUGUUUCUUGUCUGUCUUAAUGUGUUUGUUUGGUGCAAGAAUUCAUUUACUUUCUGUAGAUAUAAAGCAACAUAGAGUCUCUGUAUAAAAUGCCUGUAAGUCCAUGAUUGUGUAACUAUUGAUUGUGUCUAUACCUUGUGUUUCAGACAUUUUAUUUUAGUCAAAGAAUCAGUACAUAACACUAUAAUCCUUACUCUUUCUAUUCUUACAAGAGGAAUAAGCAUUACCAUAUCAAUGUAUUUGUGAUGUCUUGACAUACACACAGAAAUGUAGCCCCUCCACUGAUCAGUUCAGCAGAAUUCAGAAUAGUGUCAAAAUUGAAAAUCGCAUGGUUCUAAUUCAAAAAUGAAGCAUCACUGAAUAUAAAACACCAAGAAUGGCAGAGAAGAGGUACAGUCUUUUAUUAAAGACGAAGGCCUCACAAAUGGAAGUGUUAACCUGAGUUGCCCUGGGCUGUAACUGAGCAACCCACAAAAUCCUUUAUACUCCAACCCAAAACCCAAAAAAUUCUUUAUACUCCUCUCUGGGUAAGGAUGGGUCAUCAUCUGGCAUCUCAUUGCCUUUCCCAAAUAUCUCAAACGUUUUGAUUUAUACACCAUUAUCUCCAAAUAUCAUACUUACCUUUAACGCCCUUAUUUCCAAACCUUGGAUCGCUUCUCUAAAUAGCUUUCACAUCAUUAUUUCCGUCGUCAUUUUUGUUAUCAAAAAAUAAUUUUUAAAUUGUUGAAUAUAAUUACAUGCCAAGGCCACAUUCAGACCUAGGCCUUUAAGCCUUAUUUACUUAAUCUUCUAUUUGAAAUUUUUGUGGUUUUGGUUAAGUCUCUGUUACAUAUGUGCCUCUCCUUUUCAAAGACAUUUUUAAUACUUUUAUGGUACAAACAUUUGGUACUGCUUUGAAAUGAAGAGAUUGCCUGAUACUGUGUGUUUACUGCUGGCAAUGACAUCAUGACAAUGUGGUAACUGACUAUACUGUAACUGACUGUGAUCACUUAGUUUUAUGCUUAAAUGACGUAAAAGCUUGCAUUUAUCAGUCCACAUUUAAACCCCUGCAAUGAUGCACAUAAAAAAUUUGAGUACUAAUAGCUUCUUCUCUUCAGUGCAGUACAUGUAUUUAUGUGUCUGUGAGAGUGAAUGAGGCACCUUUCAUCUAGAAACAAAAACAGCCUUGCAUCACCAAUGUGUGUAAAAUACUGUUUUUAUCCCCAAAUAAUGGAACUGCUUGCCCCCAUGCUUUUACUGGGAUAACUCACUAAAGUCAAACUUUAAUAACAUCAGGAGAUGUUAGAAGAACAGUUCUGUCAUGGACGCUUGCUGUAGCUUUAAGGCAGGAUGACAUGGCACAACAAAAACUACACCUGAUGUAUCCUAAUAGAGUGACACAGUUCACAGUUUUAAUGGAAAAAUCAUUUGAAUGAAACACUCGACCUGUAUCAUUCAAUAGUUUUAAGGGUCACAAGCCUCUAGGUUGGCAAAAUCAAAUUAUUUUCUGAACGUUGAACUAUUUAGGGUUAAGGUCAGGGCUCUUUGCAGGCCACUGGAGACCAUGAGCUCUCUUCCAAUAAACUUUCUGUUCGCAUUAUCGAAAUCUGCAAGAUAGCAUUUUCUUGGCAUUUGCCAAAUCAAGAUUUAUCCAUCUGACUGUCAGAUUGUGAAGAGGAUUCUUCGCUCCAGAGAACACUUUUCCACUUUUCCAGCUGCUUGGCUUUUAAAACCCAAUUCAUGAAGCACCUGAGGCGCAGUUCUUGUGCUGAUGUUAUUUCCAUAAGCAGUUUGGAAGUCAGUUUGUGAUGCAACAAAAGAUUAGAAGUUUUUAUGUGCUACAGAACUUUGUGGCCCUACUCUGUGAGUUUGCAUGGUCCAACGUUGUGUCUAGAAGACACUUCCAUGGAACAACAGCUUCCAUUUCACAAUGAUAACGCUUACAGCCGACUGGGGUAGAUCUAGCAGGGCAGAAAUUUCACAAACUGACUUAAGGUGGCAUCUUAUGACCAUGCCACAUUAAAAGUCAGUGAGCUCCUCAGAACAUCUCAUUCUACUGCCAAUGUUUGUCUGUGUGAUGGCUAUGUGCUUGAUAUGUGUAUGCUAACAAUAGGUGUGGCUAAAACACCUUAAGUCAAUAAGUAGGAAGGGUGUCCACAAACUUUUGUCAUACUGUGUAGUUUCAAAGCAUCUUCUCAUAGGCAAGUUUGCAUUCAAAGUAGAGGUUAACAAUGAAUCGGGGAUUUUACAACAGGGUCGUAUCACUCUCACAUUCAGGGACAUUUGACACUGUGACAAUGAUAAAAAUGAUUGUGACAAUAAAAUACAGAAAUAAAGCUUUUAGGUGUGCCUCCCAAGUGGGGAAGUUUGUCGUGGAUGAUGUCACUAUUGCAUAUUCCACAAAGCAGCUCCAACACCAAGCCAUGAGAUUUUAUAGUUCAACUGUUUUUUAAUUUCCACAACUACACAGAUCAGAAAAAUAUUUUGCUGUUAUAGUGUAUUCGUAGCUAGAAAGGUGGCAAGUGAAGUGACAACUGGAAGCAGUUUUACUGAUUGUCUGUGGAGACUACAUGGCUGUAUGCUUGAUUAUAAAGCAACUGUUGAUGUAGUGGAUGUGGCUAAGCUGUCCAAGUACUUUUGGCAAGAACCUAAUAGCAUGUUUUCAGCAUACAAAAUUAGAAUGUUGAUCUUUUGUAGCUAAUCACAAAAUUCCAGAGAUCCUGUCCGUAAAUAAAAUCACUUUGACACCUAGA
Pygocentrus nattereri (red-bellied piranha) is the source of this 7533-nucleotide messenger RNA. It is a transcript of the gene ptprz1b, whose product is annotated as protein tyrosine phosphatase receptor type Z1b. The transcript has 30 exons. NCBI's taxonomy places the organism in Eukaryota, Metazoa, Chordata, Actinopteri, Characiformes, Serrasalmidae. The record is from RefSeq and is a predicted model, not a curated record. Gene Ontology annotation, molecular function: protein binding; protein tyrosine phosphatase activity. The coding region runs from base 141 to 4256 and encodes 1371 amino acids. Gene Ontology annotation, biological process: peptidyl-tyrosine dephosphorylation.